Coniophora puteana RWD-64-598 SS2 is the source of this 1866-nucleotide messenger RNA. Its product is annotated as glycoside hydrolase family 25 protein. The transcript has 8 exons. Lineage: Eukaryota; Fungi; Basidiomycota; Agaricomycetes; Boletales; Coniophoraceae. Bases 990 to 1688 code for a protein of 232 amino acids. Gene Ontology annotation, molecular function: lysozyme activity. Gene Ontology annotation, biological process: cell wall macromolecule catabolic process; carbohydrate catabolic process; peptidoglycan catabolic process. The record is from RefSeq and is a predicted model, not a curated record.
CUUUCCGUUACCCCGACCCUGAAUCGAGAUCUUCAUUUGUCGUUUCGUAUACGUCCUCGUACACGGUCUCGCACUGAGGUAGUCUCGGUAUGUCGGAAACGAGCAUUCAAUUUCAACUUGUUUUCAACUCUCUCGGCGGAUCCGCCAUCGCCAACGCAACAACGGGUGCGCCUAGCCCGCGGACCCCGGUUUCGUUGUUACUGCGUUACAAUGAACCUCGUGGAGGAAAAAGGCAUUGCAGAUCUUCUCCCAGGAUGAGGCUGCGAUAUUGCUAUGACACCCUCCAUUGCGGUCUGCUGUGUCAUGAGCUCGGCCUUGUUUUCUCUCGCGCUCUUUGGUCAUCUGCUCAACGAACCGAGGGAGCCAUGCGGCAGACACCACUGGGAAUCAAAACGUUCUGUCUCAGGGAGCUCAUGCAGCUGGGUCACGGUCCUGCAGGUUUUACCCUCCUGCAGUGUCCCGGACCUCACAAUCAAGCAUGCGGAAGACUUCGCAGCAUUGCGUCUGAUCCCAUUGUUAUUGGUCUUAAGUGUCAUUUGCUCUCACCCGUUUGUUAUCUCACGCCUCAUCUGAAAGACUAACCAACGAACAGACCGGGCCUGUCACUCAAAACGGACCUUUGAUGCGCCAAAGUUAAGACAGGUUGGAUUGCGAAGGUGGUUAACGCAUAAUUGUCCUUCUUUGGUAAGAAAACUAGUACUAUCAAGCAACUAUCAAGCAUCAACCAGCCAUGAACUCUCAUGCGAAGAGUCUUUCAUGACACUUUGUGAUGGCCAGAUAUCUCAAUCUCACAAAACGUCAGGAAUCCUGCAGAUCCCGAGAAAAAACUGUCACGCUCAUUGACGCCAACGCAUGGUCUCUGACCUUCUCUGACAGAUCUUGCAUACAUCCCGGUCAGCGUCAACUAUGCCUCGUGGGGUAUAAAAGAAGUGGAUAUCUAUCUAUGACCAGGAGUGGGGGAAUCCUUCGACCUCGCUCAGCCAGCUAGUAUGAAGUACCUGUUCGCGAUAUCUCUGGGCCUUGCUUCUGCCAGUGCUUCCCCGACCACAUUGCAGAAACGCGCCGACCCACAGGGCAUCGACGUGUCCGACUAUCAGACAGACAUCGACUGGAGCAGUGUCGCGUCUAGCGGCGUAACCUUUGCAUACAUCAAGGCUACAGAGGGAACGGGAUAUACCAGCCCCCAAUUUAGUGGCCAAUAUGAAGGUGCUUCAAAUGCAGGGAUUAUUCGUGGGGCAUACCAUUUUGCACAUCCUGAUGAGUCGGACGGUGCGACUCAAGCCAGUUACUUCGUUUCGAAUGGCGGUGGCUGGACUGCUGACGGCAUCACCCUCCCUGGGGCGCUGGACAUUGAAUACAACCCCUCAGGCGCUGAGUGCUAUGGCCUGAGCGCAGCUGACAUGGUAACAUGGGUUAUGGAUUUCUCAAAUACUUAUCAGUCUUCAACUGGCCGAUACCCUGUGAUCUACACCACCACGGAUUGGUGGACGACGUGUACAGGCAACAGCGCUACUUUUGCUGCUAAUAGCCCGCUAUGGCUUGCAGACUACGCCUCGUCAGUCGGGACGCUCCCUGCUGGCUGGGAGUAUGAGACGUUUUGGCAGUAUGCCGACUCUGGUUCCAACCCUGGAGAUCAAGAUUACUUCAAUGGUGACGCCGCUGGGCUAAAGGCGAUUGCAUCUGGAUGAAAACGAGGAAAACUAUCGGAGUGAGUAAGAUGGCCGUAGAUACAUAAGUCCUUUGAUAUAAGUAAGCUAGUGGUAAAUAAACACUACCAGUAGAGGGUACCGCUUGGACUCUGGCGCUAGGUGGCUUGAGUGUAUAGGGUUUAAGCUGUGAUGUGUGUGCCAUUAAUGAACGUGGAAU